This is a messenger RNA of Penicillium olsonii, 480 nucleotides long. The record is from the annotation of a GenBank genome assembly. Lineage: Eukaryota; Fungi; Ascomycota; Eurotiomycetes; Eurotiales; Aspergillaceae.
AUGUCGAAGCUCUCCUCGCUUCCCGACCUUACUUUCCUCCCAGGAACUUCGGAUUUAUUUUUCUUCUCCUCAAACGACCCAGACAGUCCGAAUUGCACAAUGUCCAGCCAACCGCUUCUUCAAACCGCGCCCGGCAAGCGAAUUGCCCUGCCCACCCGUGUCGAGCCCAAGGUUUUCUUCGCAAACGAGCGAACCUUCCUCUCCUGGCUGAACUUCACCGUCAUUCUUGGCGGUCUGGCCGUUGGCCUGCUCAACUUCGGUGACCGCAUCGGUCGCAUCUCCGCCGCCCUUUUCACCGUUAUCGCCAUGGGCGCGAUGAUUUACGCCUUGGUUACAUUCCACUGGCGAGCACAGAGUAUUCGGCGUCGCGGGCAGGGUGGUAUUGAUGAUCGGUUCGGUCCGACUAUUUUGGCGAUUGCGCUGCUUGCCGCUGUGGUGGUGAACUUUAUCUUGCGGAUCAAGGAUGGUCAGAUGGAUUGA